AUGUCUGCGAAGGUCCCACGAAACUUCAGACUCCUGGAGGAGCUCGACAAAGGAGAGAAGGGUCUGAGUGCAGAUGCCUGCUCCUACGGUCUCGCCGAUGGCGAGGAUAUGAUGAUGAGCAACUGGAACGGUACCAUACUCGGCCCACCUCACAGCGUCCACGAGAAUCGCAUAUACAGCGUAAACAUCCACUGCGGACCCGACUACCCCGAUAACCCUCCCACCAUUCAAUUCGUCUCUCGCGUCAACAUCCCCUGUGUUGACCCCAGCUCCGGCAAGGUCGACCCCUCAAAGCUCCCUACCCUUGCUCAGUGGAAGCGCGACUUCACCAUGGAGACUGUCCUGAUUGAAUUGAGACGGUACAUGGCCUUGCCGCAACAUAAGAAGUUGCCGCAGCCCCCAGAAGGCUCGAAUUUCUGA
Penicillium antarcticum is the source of this 420-nucleotide messenger RNA. Its product is annotated as E2 ubiquitin-conjugating protein MMS2. The transcript has 5 exons. Lineage: Eukaryota; Fungi; Ascomycota; Eurotiomycetes; Eurotiales; Aspergillaceae. The coding region runs from base 1 to 420 and encodes 139 amino acids. The record is from RefSeq and is a predicted model, not a curated record. Gene Ontology annotation, biological process: DNA damage tolerance; protein K63-linked ubiquitination. Gene Ontology annotation, cellular component: nucleus.